GCAACAGCACCCUCUGGAGUCACAAUAUCCGUGGGGUUGGGAGCUUUUAGACAGACUGUGUUUGGAUGACACCUCUGCUGAUAAGAAGGUAAAGAACAGAUGGGACUCUGCACUGAACAGGGCCAAAUAAAACCCAGAUCAACUGAAACCUGUAACUAAUCCACAGCAAUGAGUCGCCACUACAGAUUCAACCUUAAAACUGUGAUCUCCCUGGUCAUCCUGCAUGGGGUGGUUGUUGUGCUCUUCUGCAGCUGGUAUGUUCAGAUCAGACCCUGCAACGUUUCUCCUCUAGGCACUAAAACUCACAUUUUGCUGCUGUCCUCAUGGAGAUCAGGUUCAUCCUUCCUGGGUCAGAUUUUAAGUCAGCACCCGUCUGUUUUCUAUCUCUCUGAGCCGGCUUGGCAUGUGUGGACCAAAGGGUGGAAAUCUGGCAAACAAGCUCACCGGAUAGCCGUGAGGGACCUCUUACGUGAUAUAUACAAAUGUGACUUCUCUGUGCUGGGUUCCUACUUUUCAGAAAAACCUACUGUGUCCUCCUUGUUUAUGUGGACUCACAGUCGGGCGCUGUGCUCGCCACCAGCCUGUCCACUUACAGCCACCAACGAUACUCAGUGCCGCCAAGCAUGUGGUGUUCAGGGCUUGAAGCAGAUGGAAGAAACCUGUCGUGCAUACUCUCAUCUCGCAAUUAAAGAAGUGCGUUUUUUUGAGCUGGAAUCCCUCUAUCCCCUUCUACAAGACCCCGACCUGGACCUUCGCAUCAUUCAUCUUGUUAGAGACCCUCGGGCUGUGAUGAAGUCAAGAGAGAAAUCCCCGAGAGCCUUACAGAGAGAUAACGCCAUUGUCCUGGAGCACCGAAACAUGGCAUCAAUAGAGAUGCAGAAUGACAUCAUGCAGAAGAUCUGCCAGAGCCAUGUGCGAAUCAAUGAAAGAGCAAUCCUGGACCCACCUGUGUUUCUAGAAGGUCGCUACAAAAUGAUUCGCUAUGAAGACGUGGCACACAACCCGCUGAAGGAGAUGAACAAUAUUUAUAAAUUUGUAGGAUUAAAAACAAGCAAAAAACUGGAGGAAUGGAUCUACAGGUUGACCCACGGAAACGGGAAAGGCACCUUUAAGGAGGCUUUUCAGAUCACCUCUAGGAAUGCCACUGAGGUCUCUCAGGCUUGGCGCACUGUACUGCCCUACAGCAAGGUCAGACGCAUUCAGGAGGUGUGUAAAGAGGCCAAGUCGCUGCUCGGCUACAGGACAGUUUAUAGCGAAGAGGAGCAGAAGAGACUGGAAACAGAUCUGGUGAUGCCACAGAAGUUCACCUGGUAGCUACCUGAAACAUGAACUUUGGAUUAUCAACAAAAGACCUCACAGAUCUGCCUCCUGCUUAGAUGCCCAAAUGACUCAAAAGGGUUCUGCAACUCCAGUCCUUGAGUGCCACUGUCCUGCAACUUUUGUAUGCAACCCUGC
Messenger RNA from Girardinichthys multiradiatus, 1455 nucleotides. RefSeq names its product carbohydrate sulfotransferase 6-like. The transcript has 2 exons. The record is from RefSeq and is a predicted model, not a curated record. Gene Ontology annotation, molecular function: N-acetylglucosamine 6-O-sulfotransferase activity. The coding region runs from base 169 to 1314 and encodes 381 amino acids. NCBI's taxonomy places the organism in Eukaryota, Metazoa, Chordata, Actinopteri, Cyprinodontiformes, Goodeidae. Gene Ontology annotation, biological process: sulfur compound metabolic process; N-acetylglucosamine metabolic process.